Messenger RNA from Fraxinus pennsylvanica, 426 nucleotides. NCBI's taxonomy places the organism in Eukaryota, Viridiplantae, Streptophyta, Magnoliopsida, Lamiales, Oleaceae. The record is from the annotation of a GenBank genome assembly.
AUGAAGCCAAAACGCCAAAACGCGGCACUGUUCCAAAACAAGGGAAAUGACCUCCAACCAUCUUCCUCUUUCCCCUCUGCCUCUCUACCUCUUUCUCCUCUCUUCUUCUCUCAGAAAACUGAAAAUCGAGCUGUUCCCCUCUCUUCUUCUCUCAGCUCGCAGGAAGAUUUGCAGCCACGGCAGGUGGUGGUGUGGUUCCAGAAUCGCCGAGCACGGUGGAAGACCAAACAACUCGAAAGGGAUUAUGAUCAACUCAAGUCCGCAUAUGAUUCUCUAGUGUCCAAUUAUGACUCCAUUCUCGAAGAUAAUGAGAAACUGAAAGUUGAGGUGCAGGGUAUCUUGGUCGACUGGGCUGGUAUCUUGGUCGAGGAGGAGGUUGAGCAACUGGGCUGGCUGGUGAUUCUACUCCAGAGGAGUUGGCAAUAG